AUGGACAUCAAUCACGAAGUUGAUCUUUUUUUAUUGAUCGGGUUUUUGAUUUGGCGGACAAUUCUCAACACCGAUCACUCUUCAACAAAAGUUCAGAUGGAAUUGCUUUUCGAAGAGCCAUUCCUAAAUCCCGAUCUUCCACCAAUCAAAACCGAAGAAUGGGCUGAGCAACUUCAAUCGUUUAUUGCAAAACGUAAUCAAAUGCGAAAGAUCAUUUUCACGUGGACAAGUGGAGAUUGCGAGGGAAACGAAGGGAUUUUGGGGAAACUGAAAAAGAAAUCUGCUCCGAAGAAUCAGGGGAAGGGAGGAUUUCAGAAGCUAAAAAACCUGGCUUUGAUCAGAUGGAUGGAAUGCCACGUCAACCUGGCUAAAGCCAAGAAGAAGGGACUUGAUUUGGAUAGUAUUCGAUUGGAACCGGUCAUUGAGAUUGCGGUCGAA
Mesorhabditis belari is the source of this 438-nucleotide messenger RNA. Lineage: Eukaryota; Metazoa; Nematoda; Chromadorea; Rhabditida; Rhabditidae. The record is from the annotation of a GenBank genome assembly.